AUGGCUAGUGCCGCGGAUGAUGCCGCCGCCGUUGAGGAUGCGGAGGAGCCCCCCAAGAAGCGGAUCUACAGUGCAUGCCUACACUGUCAAUCACGCAAGAGAAGAUGCGAUGGCGGCGAGCCGACGUGCGGGCUCUGCACCAGGCUUGGUCUACGGUGUGUCUACACGCAACGAAGACGCCGUGGUCCAGGGAAGAAAAAUAAACCCGCUGUUGAUGCGGAAGCAAAGGUGAGAGCCAUAGAGACAUCGUUGGAGCGGAUGGCGCAACUUCACGUCACCGAUGGAGGAGCAUCAAGCAGUGGUCCCGGUCGGACUCAACUUCCUUCAGAAGCCACUCUACCACCUGUGACAGCAAGUCUUGACGAUACAGCCAAGGACGCAGACAGACCUGCCCAUGAUGACCUCGCCAACUCGUCCCGGGACCCUCUCCCAGCGAGUAGCCUGCCUUCUCGCUUCCCGCCACUGCGAGAUCUCUUCUCGGGACCCCAGCUGCUAUCCACGAUGCGCGCCAUCAGAAGCGACGUGGAAUCACGCAUGGACCACUCCCCCUUCAAGAGGAGAGCGUUCACGAGCUUCCCUCCUCCAGAGUACCUCCUCGACCUAGAGCAAGCCGUCAUCGAGGACAUCCAACUGUUCUGUCCGACAAUCACCCGCAAGCACUUCCUGGAGCUCGCCGAGCAGCAGUACACAGGCGGCACCCGCGAGAAGACCGCCAUCGACGAUCCCGCCCGGUGGGCCAUCAUCAACGCCCUGUUCGCCACGGCGGUUCAGUGGAGGACGGCGAACGACUCCUUCGAGGACAUGUCGCCCAUGAGCUGGGGCUACUUCAAGAACGCCUUCUCCGUAUUCCCGGAGCUGCUCAUCUCCGGAGGGGGCGUGUCGACGGUUGAAGCAAUGCUGACCAUGGCCACGUUCCUUUUGGGGACGACAGACGCCAGAACAACGUUGCAGGUGGCGUCUUCUGCUGCUAGGACGGCGCAGAUGAUGGGCCUGCAUAGGAGGGAGGCGUAUACCAAGCUAGACGCUGCACAGUCGAGGCAGCAUCGGCGCGCGUGCUGGGUCGCUUUCAUCGUCGACACGGAAAUGACAGUCCGGUUCGGCAUCUCGCCGUCUUUCAACCUAGGCCAGAUGAACGCGGACCUUCCAGACGAGGGCCUGGCCUCUUUCAACCACGCAAUAGGCAUUACCUGCGCAGAGAAAACGCAGUGCUACGUCAGAAAGCUGGCAGAGCUGUCGCGAAUAAGGUACAAGAUCCACGAUCAGCUUUCCAUCGACAGUAUCAAAACCCAGGCUGGACCACACCACCAGGCGGCCGUCCUGGCUUUAAGUGCCGAGCUGGAAGCGUGGAGGGACUCGUUUCCCGAACACUUGAGACCCAAACUCACAGCAGUCGUGCAUGACAGGGAACUCGAGACGCACGUUGUGUUGCUGCACAUUUACUAUUUUGAUGCCUUGAUCAAGAUCCACACGAACCUGGCCCGCCUCAAGAGCGUUUCAAGCCACAGCCUGACGCUCUGCCAGAACCCCAGCUGGGAGGCCAGCCAGGGUUCUUGCCCGAAUGUGCAAGACGCGUAUGAAAAGUGCACAGCGGCUGCCCGUGCUACGGUUGAGACUCUACGGGUGACGCCUCCGCAUUCAUUCGUACAUCUAUGGGCUAUGAUUUGCUACCCGGUUGCAUCGUGCCUGAUCCUGCUCUGGUCCGCCCUCGAAGAGUCCACAGGCGCGGAAGCGCACGCCAACGUCAGGGUCCUCGGCCAAUUCGUGCAGUUUCUCGCAGGGCUCCGGGAAGAAGGCUGCGACGUCCGGAACCUGUUGGACGGCUGCUCCAAGUUCUUCAAGAUUGCAAAGUACGCCGUGCACACGCAACGCACGAUCAGGCUCACGAGGCCUCUGGACGAAGACGAGAACGUGAGGGAGCAGCUUGAGACGCUGCGGCUCAAGCUCUCGGGUGUCGCGGAAUGGACACAUCUGGCCCAGGGGCUGUUGAGCAACAUACCGACAUUGUGUGCCCAGGCACGAGAGGUUUUCUCGGAUAUUCUGGAGAGUGAGAAGCCGGGAUCAGACGGGUAUGGGCCGCUGGCUUCGGACAUGUUGAAGCCGCACAAUCACAACUUCUGCUUCGGCCCAUGA
Colletotrichum aenigma is the source of this 2130-nucleotide messenger RNA. It is a transcript of the gene fsdR-6, whose product is annotated as Fusaridione A cluster transcription factor fsdR. Bases 1 to 2130 code for a protein of 709 amino acids. The transcript has 6 exons. Gene Ontology annotation, molecular function: zinc ion binding; DNA binding; DNA-binding transcription factor activity, RNA polymerase II-specific. Gene Ontology annotation, biological process: DNA-templated transcription; regulation of DNA-templated transcription. Lineage: Eukaryota; Fungi; Ascomycota; Sordariomycetes; Glomerellales; Glomerellaceae. The record is from RefSeq and is a predicted model, not a curated record.